UUAAUCUUCUGUGGAUAUGGACACAUAUUAGCCAACGUGUUUGUAUGAUUGGAACAGAGUUAUAGAUGUAAUUACAACUUUUCUUAAAUUUGAAGUAAAAAUAAUGAAUUGAACCUCCUCUAAGCUAAUAAUCUGUCAGCAUGUAAGGCACAAUUUGAUUAUUACCAUCAAGUAGUAAACGAAGAGUACGCUUGAAAACUGAGACGUCAGAUUUAAACUCCAGUGCCUCUUAUCGCAACAAGUAACUAGGAUGUAUGAUGUCCUGAAAUUGAAUUUCUUUUUGAGUUUGUCUAGAAUGAUUUAUAAAAGACCCUUAAAAAAUAAAGGUGACUUCUCCUAUAAACUAAUUAUGAUUACACAACCCAUUCUCUGCUGAACGAUCCUAAUACAACCAGUGAUAUCAGUUUUUGAUGAAAGACUAAUGAGUUGGAGUCUUACAAUAAACAUACGUAUGUAAAUCAUGUUCAGGACAUUUUGACCUAAUACUAUCAAUAUACGAUACACAAGCUGAGCAAACGAUCAGUGUCAAUCAAAUGUCCUUUGCCACUAUUCUCCUGAGGUAGUUAGGUCAAAUGAUUAACAAUAUAUUUCGAAUACCCUAUACUUUUGUUUCAUGUGACUUUGAAUAACACAAGUGUUCGAUUUGUAAAAAUACGACUACCUUGUUCUUCUCCAUGAGUGAAUGAACAAGAUCAAUGAAUAUAGCAGAUGUUUAUACAUUCCAGACAUUUAUUGAGAUCCCUCAUCUAUUCUAUGAAUUCAUUCUCACCAUCUCAAAUGUACAACUAGUGUUUUCUGCCACUACUUACACUAUUACCGCCUCUACAACUCUGAUGUUCGUAAUGAUAUUUUAUCUGACCAUUCUUGUGUGGCAUGUAGAAUUAAACAGACUCACACACAUGUGUCAGGUCCUAUAUUUCACAAGAUUAACUGACUGAGGAUAUUCAGGCCGUAUAAGCUUUUGUCACCAAUGUUCAAAUGCUUCGUAAACAUUCUUAAAAACCGUCAACAUCGAAUUACUGUUGUAUGUUUGUAUCAGCCUUUUCUUACCGAUUCAAGUUGGGACUGUGUACACAUUGAGCGCUUAUGUUCACCCAUUAGAAAAUCUACGUAGGUUUUUCACUCCAGCAAUUAUACUUAUACGGUUACAUAAGACUUAGAAAUGAUCAUUACUGUCACAGCGUUAUUCCAAUUAUCUCGUUAUUACAGGUCAGAAAUUCGAUAAUGUCUUCCCGCCGAAAAUUCGCCGUUGGCUCGGAUUGGCGCUAGCAAUUUUCGAUGUUUUUCUUUUUGGUGGUUAUCACUACGGCUUCAAUUCCCUCAUCACAGUCUACAAAUCAGUUGGCGUCUACGCUUACAACUGUACGGAAACUGGCUGCUCUUAUCAUUAUGAUAUGUUCGGAGUUGUUUUCAUGGUUUGGAUGGUGUCACAAAUGUGUCUUAUUGUAUUUGCUGGGAUACUGAUGGAUAAGGUGGGGCUGAGAAUAUUAAAACUGCUGGCAGCUGUAGUAUACUUUACUGGUACCGUAAUGUUUGCAUUUACAACUGGUGAAACAGUGCCACUAUUCUAUGCUGCCGGUAUACUUGUCGCUUUAAGUAGUAUAUGCAGCUUGAUAUGCAAUCAUCAAGUCAGUUCCAUGUUCCCACAGUUUCGUGGUCUUUGUAUAUCGCUUUUGUCUGGAGCGUACGACUCAAGUUCGGUUGUAGCUUAUGUGUUGUCGUUGACCUAUCUUGUAUUCCCAUUCAAAUGGUCGUUUAUUAUUUUGGCUUGCGGCUCAAUAGUUGUUGGCAGUUUUGUGGCACUCUUUAUCCUUACUCAGAAAUCUGAAGAUAUGGGGAAAUUCUCCUCCAUCAACACAGAAGAAGAAAAGUUAUGUGAGAAAACGUCAAUUGAAAGUUCGGGAGAAAUGGAUAUCUAUGGAGAAAUAUCUUCAAUUUUGGAUAAACGUUACCCAUCUUUAUUAAGUUGUGUUUUUUCUUUAUCAUACCUACUGAUUAAUCUUUGGUUUACUUUGGGUUUGUUUCGUUUCUCAUUUUACCUAUCGCACUUAGCAAAACACAUAAAUGAUGCGUAUCCUGACAAGUCAACUGCAGAUCAUUUGUUAAGUAUUUCCUCAGCAUUCUUCAUGUCGAGUUUCUUACUGUCACCAGUUACUGGUCUUAUGAUUGACUUCUGUCUCAAAAGAGCUCGAACGAGCAUUAAGAACAUGCUCACCAACGAACGUGAUUUAGCGAAUCCCGAUAAAAUGUAUUAUACUCUAACACUUGGCCUAGUCCCAGGACAAGGUCUUUUGGCUUUCUCUGCUGUUGCUCUGAGUGCAAUGAUGUUUAUACCUAGUCCUAUAGCUUCUUAUGCAUCGUUUGUAUUCUUGGUUAUAUUAAGGUCACUCUUAUUCAGUUGCUUCAUUAGCUUUCUUCUGUCUGCAUUCCCAAUACGUUAUUUUGGUACAUUGAAUGGCAUUACUAGUGCGGUAUCAGGUUUAAUAUGUCUCUCGACGAAUGCCUUUCUUCGUACUAGCAGAUCUACAGAUAAUUAUGUAACCAUGGCGAUAUCGAUCGGGAUAUUUGUUGUACCUAUUAUUUUUCUAAUCAAAUCAAGACAAUAAAUCAGUCAGUGUUGUGAUCUUAUGAAAAUCUUGUUUUUAUUUUUAUAUUGAGACCCGAAAUUAGAUAUGAAUGCUUCAAUAUUUAAAUUUUGCAACAACUUAUAUGGUGUAAACUUUCG
Schistosoma guineensis is the source of this 2725-nucleotide messenger RNA. The record is from the annotation of a GenBank genome assembly. NCBI's taxonomy places the organism in Eukaryota, Metazoa, Platyhelminthes, Trematoda, Strigeidida, Schistosomatidae.